AUGACAAUCACAGUCCUUGCCGAUCAGCCUGCUUUUCAGAGUUUCAUCAAAGGCAAUGGGAUCAAUGUUGUCCAUUUUUCCGCAACUUGGGCUCCAUCUUGCGAAGGCAUGAAUUCCCUUCUCGAAGCUCUUGUGACCGAAUAUAGAGAUGUAAAUAUUGCCACAAUUGAUGCGGAAGGUGUUUCGAAAGUGUCUCUGCAAUACAAAAUUGCCGCUGCUCCCACUGUGCUCUUUUUCAAAGAUAGCAAAGAAGUUGGACGCGUGAACGGCUACAUUCCUGCCGAAAUCCGACAAAAAGUUAUUGAACUUACAACAGGCGUGGUUAUCAUUGAAGCAGGGCCAACUAAUCUAAAUGAGAAGUUAGAAAAGCUUGUUAAAUCUCAUAAACUUAUGAUCUUCAUCAAAGGAACUCCUGAUCAGCCAAGAUGUGGAUUCUCCCGACAAUUAGUGGAAAUGUUCAACUCUCACUCUUUAGACUACGGCUCGUUCGAUAUUCUCUCAGAUGAAGAAGUUCGACAGGGAUUGAAGGAGUUCUCUAACUGGCCAACUUAUCCCCAAGUUUAUCAUAAUGGUGAAUUGCUUGGUGGCUUGGAUGUUAUUAGAGACGAGUUCGCUGAUGCUGAUUUUUUGAAGUCUUUGCCAAAGAAGGGAGAAAGCUCAGGUUCCAGCGAUGUUGAUGCCCGUCUCAAAUCCUUGGUUAAUUCACACAAACUUAUGCUGUUCAUAAAAGGAAAUCCUCAGCAACCUCGUUGUGGUUUCUCUCGACAAACCAUUGAGCUUCUCAAUAAUAUAAAUGCUGUGUACGGAACUUUUGACAUUUUGGAUGAUGAAGAAGUUCGUCAGAACUUGAAAACAUAUUCGAACUGGCCAACUUACCCACAGAUUUAUUUGGACGGAGAACUUAUUGGAGGAUUGGAUGUGCUUAGAGAAGAGCUGAAUGAUAAAGAGUUCGUUGAUAGCUUGCCCAAAAAAGCAUAG
This is a messenger RNA of Auanema sp. JU1783, 978 nucleotides long. Lineage: Eukaryota; Metazoa; Nematoda; Chromadorea; Rhabditida; Rhabditidae. The record is from the annotation of a GenBank genome assembly.